Messenger RNA from Anguilla anguilla (European eel), 2457 nucleotides. Its product is annotated as regulator of G-protein signaling 5-like. The record is from RefSeq and is a predicted model, not a curated record. The transcript is spliced from 5 exons. The coding region runs from base 1264 to 1833 and encodes 189 amino acids. Lineage: Eukaryota; Metazoa; Chordata; Actinopteri; Anguilliformes; Anguillidae.
UGCACCGUACAUCUGCAACCUGCGAGAACAUCAAACUGUAUGCCUAGUUCCAAAUUAGGAACUGGCCAUGUGGCCGCUCUAUUUUACAAAUAAACCUAUGGCGUAGAGGCUAUGUGUUUAGUAUUAUUAUUAUUAUUAUUAUUAUUUUACAUAGGCCAUAACUCAUUAUUGGAAUUCUUGACCCUUGCAUCUAGGAACUGUUGCUAUGUAGACCUUGCCAACCAAGCUGCUGUUUAUUUGCAAAAGACGUGAGUGGUUUAAUACGCUGUCACUACAACAGUUCAAAUUUUAUUCGUUACAUUUGUCGUUCAAAUGACUGCUGUCCAGCAGAUGUUUUCGAAGUUAGAUCCCUUCUUAUUUUUCAUUAGAUGUUAAUUUUGAAAAACUCAACCUCGUCGCAGACGCUGCUCAUAUGUAACCAUAUUAAGCCAUCUGUUUAAAACGUUUUACAAUGUUGUACACUGUCAGUUGAUUACUUUCAUUUAUCAACAUGUUUAGUAGUAUUUGACUUGAUAUGACAGAUUGAUUUUAUCUGAAUGUACAUUUUGAUUGAUUUGUUUCAAAUGUGUAUGUGACGUGUUUCUCAUCACUGAGGUUAGGCGUAUGGGACAAGUUGCCAAAUUUAAUUAUGUCUAAGCAUAUACAUAAGUAGGCUACUGUUGCCUGCCGUUCCCAGCAAUCUUUUAAAUUAUUUUCAGAAUUUCUUCAAUAAAGAUACCACUGCCUAAAAGAAUGACACAAUAAAUCAGAAUGAUGUAAUAACUAGCCCACCAACUCUGCUGGUCUGGUCAAGAAAUAUACACGCCUGUAGGCCUACAUAGAAAAGAUACCAGACACUGGACCUGAGACAGGUGUCAGGCUAGCAAUAUCAACAAACCCAAAGACAAACAAUUAGGCUGCUUAUUAUUGUACCUGCGAGACACCUGCUUCCCUGUCAGCACCCCGUCUCCACAGUCCACACCAUUAUGAAAUGAACAGAGGAGGCUGACUGACGGAACACAGCAGCUGACUGAAUGUGUCGGUUGCCAUUGUCCGCUGCUGUUACCGGCGUCUCACGCAGCACAGUUAAUGAUGGCUGGAUCAAAACAGCCACGGGACGCUGUGUUCUGCUGGUUGAUUAGCGCAUUGUGUUCGCUCCAUGCCUUUGUUUUCCUGGUUAAUGCGCAUUCAGUCGCUAACCACAUUAAGAUUUUCCAUCCCUGCGCCCCUCCCCAUUUCUGAUAACUUAUUCCGAUACAAGGGUCUAUAUAAAGAGCUCAGCAUAUGCACAGAAAGAUCCUGAGAAAAAGACAACACCUCUUCACCCAGUCUCUUUCUUUUUUUUCUUUAACAUUUCAAAUGUGUAAGGGACUGUCCUCUCUGCCGUCGUCAUGUUUGGAGAAGGCGAAGGAAAUGAGGGUGAAGCUUGGUCACCUGGCAGAGAAACAGGAGUGGACACACAAGCACAGGGCUCAGGAAGAGAAGAUCUUUCAGGACCUUGAGUCUCUGCUCAACAGCAAGAUGGGCCAGCAGGUGUUCCGCUGGUUCCUGCGCACCGAGUUCAGCGAGGAGAACCUUGAGUUCUGGCUGGCCUGUGAGGACUACCGGACCACACCCGGGACCCAGCUGGCCAUCAAAGCCCUGAGCAUCUACAGCCAGUUUAUCAACUCCGAGGCACCUCAGGAGGUGAAUUUGGAUUCUGAAACCAAAGAGGCCCUUACCAGCAUGAUUGAGGAGCCGACAGCUGACACCUUUGACAAGGCCCAGCAGCGCAUAUACUCACUGAUGGCCAAGGACUCCUUCCCACGAUUCCUGCGUUCGUCUUACUGCCAGGAGGCGCUGAAGGCUCUGUGAAACUUUGCCCCCUGCAGUGCUGGAGGACAAACUGCUACCUGCCUACUCAUUAUGCUCACUAUGAGUGCUUGUGGCUGGAAUCAUCAUUAAUGUAGUGUCUUCAUCAAGCAUGAUUCCAAUCUGUGCCUCACACUAGCCUAUGGUAUUUUCAAAUAAAGGGCAGGGAGCAAUGUGUUUAUGGUAGUUGUAGUAAUAAUCAUAGUUUUGUUGCUCUUUUUACAGCACGAGAAACACUGGUUCAACUGGUUCUGAUUUAGUGAAUUAGACUCUGCUGCUAAUGUGAAUGGAAAAAUGCUGAGCAAUCCUUUUCUUAGAAUUUGAAUUGAGGUAUAAAAUAUGUUUUCACCAUUGCAGUAUAGAAUGUGUGUUUUGGUGCAUUACCAAAUGUAUGGCCCUUCAGUAACAGAUACAUUGAAUUGGCAAUUGAAACCCAAUAAUGUCAGAAUAAACCAAUGUGGUUUCUGGGUAACAGACAGCAAAUACCUCACUAAAUGUCCAUGCUCUUCUGAUGACACGUUCUGUUCUGUUUAUGCUCAAAUAAUAUGUCUGGCAAUCCUCUGUGUAUUCUGUGAAUCGUGUUGUGUUGUGCAAACGCAGGCAAAUAAAAAAAAAAGAUACUCGUCA